Messenger RNA from Anopheles nili, 666 nucleotides. RefSeq lists its product as uncharacterized. The transcript has 7 exons. Gene Ontology annotation, molecular function: odorant binding. NCBI's taxonomy places the organism in Eukaryota, Metazoa, Arthropoda, Insecta, Diptera, Culicidae. The coding region runs from base 1 to 666 and encodes 221 amino acids. The record is from RefSeq and is a predicted model, not a curated record.
AUGCAUCCACCUGUCCUCGAGCGAGCGCUUACGGUGCUGAUGAUGGUUGCCUUCGUUCGGUUUCCGCUGCAUUCGGUUGCGAUCCUAGACUUUAAUUUUGACGAUGACCCUAAAUCCGACUACCAAUUGUGCUGCAUGGUGGAGCACUCUUUCCCACGGGAACCGUUCGACGCGUGUUACGCCAAGCACCAAACGCCCGAGAUGGAAAACGACACGGUCAUUUGUCUCGAACAGUGCUACUACGAAGCGAUCGGGAUGUUCACCGACGGUGGUAAGCUGCAGGCGGAUAAAUAUCGCGCCUACAGAGAUUCGCUUGAACCCGCCCUACAAAAGCCCUUCACGCACGCAAUGACGUUUUGUGCUGCGUUCAUCUCGAAAGCCCUCCGUUUGUUGGGCAACCGCGUGAAGCAGUUCAAGUGCAGCCCGGUACCAUAUUUCUACAACCGGUGCCUGUCGGAGGUCGAUGUCGUCAACUGCCCGAAAGAUCGCUGGAUGAACUCUUCAAUGUGUGACAAAUUGAUCGAAGUAAUGAAACAGAAGUAUGGCAAGGGGGUGCAAAUGAAGGCCGUCAACACUCGAGAAGGUAACACCAUGAAGGGAUUGGAUUGCCUUUCGAAUGAAAGUGAUUCCACCGUGGUUGAAGUGACACUCGAGUACUAUUACUAG